GACUAGUCUCUCGGCAGCUCGUCUCCCUCCCUCUCCUCGCGCACCCAAGAGGCCAUCCAUCUUUCCUCCCCCGACCCCAUCCCCCUCCUCCUCCUCCUCUCGCACCUUAUCUUACUCGUUUAAAUACCUUGUCCUUCUCGGGCCUCCAGGAGAGAGAGAGAGAGGAACCAACCAGGAAGAAGGGUAGAGAGAGGGGGUGGGUGGAGAGAGAGGGACAAAAGCAUGGCAGUGCGGCCCGGCAUUGGCUGCACCAGCAGCAACGUCCUGGCAAGAGGAGGAUCGCGGUGUCUGGCAGCGGCGUCCCACGCGCCCUCCUCUUCACCUGUCUUCCUCCUGCACGUCAAUGGCGGCGGCGGCAGCAGCAGGCAGGCGCAUCUCCUCUCGCGCAAGGCCACCGGCAACGCCGCAGGCCUAUUAAGCGAGAGGACGAGGAGACGAGAGCCACGGGCCGUCGUCGUCGCCGCGGCGGCGGCCAAUGUCACGCCGGCGUCGCCCCGCGGCGUCAGCGCCAGCGACGUCCUCUGGCCUUCCGCUGGCGCCUUCUUGGCGAUGGCGGUGCUGGGAAGGAUGGACCAAAUGAUGGCCUUCAAGGGAGUGUCAUUGACAAUUGCACCACUGGGGGCCGUCUGCGCCGUGCUCUUCACCGCUCCAGACUCACCACCUGCCAAGAAAUAUAACAUGUUCGUCGCUCAGAUUGGUUGUGCGGCCAUCGGUGUGCUAGCCCUUUCGUUGUUCGGGCCCGGAUGGCUAGCAAGGGGUGCAGCUCUUUCUGCAUCCAUAGCAUUCAUGACCAUCACAGGCUCUUCGCACCCUCCAGCUGCGAGCUUGCCUCUCCUGUUUAUUGAUGGUCCGAAGUUUCACCACUUACAACUUUGGUAUGCACUUUUCCCUGGGGCUGCCGGCUGCGCCAUCCUUUGCUUGAUUCAAGAAGUGGUGGUUUACCUGAAGAAGAACUGCAAGUUUUGAUUCAAGCGGUGGCUUUUCCUGAUUCUUGAUGGUUGUUUGAUUAUUAUCAAACCUGUGGCAUACAUAAGUUGACGAAGCGGCCUUUGGAUGAAGUUGAUAAAUGUAGAUUUAGUCUUCUUGGUUCAUUUACCAAGGAAAAGUAGUAGGAAAAGAAGCUGAUUCUGCUUCAUAAUUGUUAUUGAUCAUUGGUUCACAUCAUGAAAAUGUGAAGUACAUAUAUACCAAUCCGAAUGGAGCGUGAUAUUUCGACACAGAAA
Molecule: messenger RNA, 1223 nt
Organism: Triticum urartu
Lineage: Eukaryota; Viridiplantae; Streptophyta; Magnoliopsida; Poales; Poaceae
Source: RefSeq, a predicted model, not a curated record